This is a messenger RNA of Humulus lupulus (European hop), 2341 nucleotides long. RefSeq names its product SEC1 family transport protein SLY1. The record is from RefSeq and is a predicted model, not a curated record. Gene Ontology annotation, cellular component: Golgi membrane; cytosol. NCBI's taxonomy places the organism in Eukaryota, Viridiplantae, Streptophyta, Magnoliopsida, Rosales, Cannabaceae. The transcript is spliced from 2 exons. Bases 130 to 1995 code for a protein of 621 amino acids. Gene Ontology annotation, biological process: endoplasmic reticulum to Golgi vesicle-mediated transport; intracellular protein transport. Gene Ontology annotation, molecular function: syntaxin binding.
UGCACGAGGUUCGACCGUUCGAUUCGACGUUCAGAGGGUUCUCUCCCAAAAAUUUGAGAGCUCUGAAAAACAAGCCUCGUCUUCAAUUGAACUAGCUUUUUCUGAAACUGAGCUUUCAGAUCUCCGGCGAUGGCUCUCAAUCUUCGUCAGAGACAAACAGAAUGUAUUAUUCGAAUGUUGAAUAUGAACCUACCCGUGAACGCAACGGGAACAGCAAACGAAGAGGUUUACAAGAUCUUGAUCUAUGAUAGGUUUUGCCAAAAUAUCCUUUCGCCAUUGAUUCAUGUUAAGGAUCUUCGCAAACAUGGUGUUACCCUUUAUUUUCUUAUAGACAAAGAUCGAAAACCGGUCCUAGAUGUUCCUGCUGUCUACUUUGUUCAACCCAGUCCGGCUAAUAUCCAGAGAAUCAUUGCUGAUGCCUCUAGAUCACUCUAUGAUAGCUUCCACGUAAAUUUUUCAUCUUCAAUUCCCCGCCCGCUUCUCGAGGAUCUGGCUUCUGGGACUCUGAAUUCAGAUUCAAUUGGUCGGAUUUCAAAGGUGCACGAUCAGUAUUUGGAAUUUGUAACACUGGAGGAUAAUUUGUUCUCAUUGGCACAGAAAUCCAGUUAUGUCCAGCUGAACGAUCCAUCCGCAGGUGAUCGAGAGAUUGAGGAGAUAGUUGAGAAGAUAGUUGGUGGGUUGUUUUGUGUUUUGGCCACUCUUGGAGUGGUGCCAAUUAUAAGGUGUCCGCGUGGAGGUCCUGCAGAGAUGGUUGCAUCAGCAUUGGAUCAGAGACUUCGGGAUCACUUAUUGUCUAAGAAUAAUUUAUUUACUGAAGGUGGGAACUUUGUGAGCUCUUUCCAGCGUCCCAUUUUGUGCAUAUUUGAUCGGAAUUUUGAGUUGUCUGUGGGCAUACAGCACGAUUUUAGGUACCGUCCUUUGGUGCAUGAUGUGCUUGGAUUGAAGCUAAAUAGGUUGACAGUCCCAGGUGAAAAGGGUGGAACAAAGUCUUUUGAGUUGGAUUCUUCAGAUCUAUUUUGGGUAGCAAAUGGAUCUCUGGAGUUUCCAGAAGUUGCAGUGGAGAUUGAGACCCAGCUGAACAAAUAUAAGAAAGAUGUUGACGAUGUCAAUAGAAGAACUGGCGGAACUGAUGGAACUGAGUUUGAUGGGACUGACAUGAUUGGAAACACUAAACAUUUGAUGAAUGCAGUGAACUCACUUCCAGAGUUGACUGAGAGGAAGCAGGUAAUUGAUAAGCACACAAACAUUGCAACUGUGUUGUUGGGUGAGAUCAAGGAAAGGUCUCUUGAUUCUUAUGCCAAAAAGGAGAACGAUAUGAUUGUCAGAGGGGGAAUUGAUCGACAUGAUCUUCUAGGUGUACUUAGAGGUAAAGGGACUAAGUUGGAUAAGCUGAGGUUUGCUAUCAUGUAUCUUAUUUCUUCAGAAAGCAUGAAUCAAGCAGAAGUGGAGGCUGUGGAAGCUGCCCUUAGGGAGUCCGAAGUUGACACUCGUGCAUUUCAGUAUGUAAAGAAGAUCAAAUCACUGAAUGUCUCAUUGGCAUCUGCCAAUUCUGCUAGCCGAAGUAACAUUGUUGAUUGGGCUGAGAAACUAUAUGGGCAGUCAAUCAGUGCUGUGACAGCAGGCGUGAAGAAUCUUUUGUCAAAUGAUAGGCAGUUGGCAUUGACAAGAACAGUGGAUGCCUUGAUGGAGGGGAAGCCGAAUCCAGAAGUUGAUUCUUACCUUGUUUUUGAUCCUCGCGCUCCAAAGUCAAGCUCUGGAUCUACUAGCAGCCAUUUGAAAGGGCCGUUUAAGGAAGCUAUUGUAUUCAUGAUUGGUGGUGGUAACUAUGUUGAAUAUGGGAGCCUGCAAGAGCUCGUGCAGCGUCAACAGCCUGCCAGGCAUGUUAUAUACGGAACAACAGAAUUACUGACCGGAGAGGAGUUUGUGGAACAGCUUUCAUUGUUGGGUCAAAAAAUGGGAUUGGGUGGUGCUCCUGUUACUGCUUUAACACAGUAAGCCAAUCCACGCCUACAUAAGAAUCUGAAUUACAGAAUCUAAGGGUCUUAGUAUAAGAAGGAUGGCCUUCUGAAUUCGAUGAUGCACUGGUGGACAAAUUCAUAGAAAUUUUUUACUCAUGUUGUCAUUUCGUGAUAGAUGAAAGCUUGGCAAAUGUUCUCCUUUCUUGUUUUGUAAGGCCUGUGUGACGAUUCUCAGACAGGACUCACUGUCAAUGAGCUUUGGAAGAACUUCCAUUUGAUUUUGUAAUCUUCACUUUUUGGAUUAGUUUUGUAUUCAUAAGUUUCUAUGCGUAAAAAUUCGGUAUUUCCUGUUCAUUGAUUUAAUUGAAAGAUUACCGUCCGAA